AUGAGCGAAUUCCAGCGCCCAAAACAAAACACGAAACUCCACAGCGUCUCGCGUCAGGUGGUCCUCGAGAAUCAAGUGAAUGCCCAGGCCGAGUACCAAGCGUUCGCCAUUAUCACCACCAUUCCUCCGGUCAUCUUGCUUCCUGACUCCUCAACCUCCGUUUCAAGCGUGGUCGAGCACCAGCUUCUACGCACUCCUGCUGGUGUCUUGGAACCACAAGCCAUCCUGUCCGUUACCGCCCCCGAAAAUGACGAGCAGAACUCCCAGAAAUCGAGUGCUACCGCUAUGAGUGAUGUCGACACUGUCCCCUCCCUGCCGGCUGCCCUGGAUCAUAGACAACCCGCGCCUGCUGUCCAAGUGAACCAUCAGUCUACCUCGGGGCCCUCCUCCCCCAAGAGGACUUCGCUAACACCACCAGCUCCCCGGGGGGAGGAUGUGCCCGCGAAGGGGGUAGGGUCAGCUGUUGGGGAUGGUCGGGGACCCCCAAGUCCCAGGGCUGACUCGGAGGCAGAAACCAUUAUUCAGUCCGGCCGUGAGUCUCUGUCCCCGGAGAAAAGACGAAAGUUUAUAAAGCAUGAACCGAAACGAAGUGAUGAUGAUGGAGACGACUAUGCUGGCGUGGAAAGCGAAUUACCCCCCAAUUAUGUUGAGGUGAGAAAGAACAGGUCUGGGGAGGAAGAUGAUAACGCUCCCGAGAGAUCCGACCGUGAAAAUCGCCCAUCAAGCCCUAUUGUUCGAUCCAAAUCACCGUCUAUUGUCAAGGUUGAGAAGACUGAAGACCUGCAGUCCAUUCCAAGUAAACAUGAGCAUCUGCCAUCAGCUGCCUCGAGGGCCGCCAGGAAGCGCAGCUUCAGCGAGAGUGUUAGUGGUGAGCCGGAUGUGGGCCGACCGGGGCGCCGUCAUCGCUCUCCAACCCGUCGCGACCGAGAGGCCCGAGCUUUGAGCAAUGGAAUUACCUUUCCUCGACCUGUAUCUAAUGAUCGCUCCAUCUCUCCAGUCCGCCGGGCGCAUAAACGAACGACCUCCGGCCCCCACAUGACGACUGGCGACCAUUCCAGGAGACGCAAACCAACUCCCUUGAUAACUGGUUUCCAGAGGCAAAGUUCCGAAGACAGAAUGUCGGUUUCAUCUGCCAAUGGAUCACCGCUACCAAGUGCUCAUGUGCGGAAGGUUGCUUCGGGCGAUGGAACUUCAGCAUCUCCCGCACGUGCAACUGGCCACAAGAAACUACGCGAUCAGAAUGGCCGAACUCGUUUGGCUCGUGCCUGCGCAGCUCAAGAAUUGGAGGCGGUGGUUGCACGACAUGCAGAGCGUCCCGAGGAUCUGAAUGUUGCUGAUAAUGCAGGGAAUACCCCUCUGCAGAUCGCGUCUCUAGAAGGUUCUGUUCCCAUUGUUAAAUUCCUGCUUGCCGCUGGAUGCGAAGUGGAGACUUGCAAUAUUGACAAAGAUACCCCCUUGAUCGAUGCUGCAGAGAAUGGCCAUCUGGAGGUGGUCAAGAUUCUUUUAGAAGCUGGUGCUAACCCCCGCGCUGUGAAUUCGCAUGGAGACGAACCUACCGACCUGGUUCCCGAAGAUUGUGAGGAGAUUCGUCGAGUUCUCGAGGAAGCGAAGGCCCACCCGCGGCCCAACCGUCGCUCAGAGGAGCAUACUGGGUCUGGAAACCGAGAGUCAUCCUCCCGCCGAGUUUCGAACGCAAGUCCGCGUGACUCCCCCCCCGUGAAUGGACAGCGCAGCCCUCCGUUGUUUAGUACGACGACCACUAAACGGAAGAGUGUGCGAAGUGAAGCUACUAGGAACGAUCUGCUAUGGACCAAGGCAACCCCCGAAAAUUUGCAGGCCUUUGCUGCAAAGGGUGACAUAGCCGGUGUUGCGAAUAUUCUGAAUGUGGGACAAAAAGCCGACACCGAGUCGAUGAUUGCUGCUGCGAAAGGAGGUCACGAUGAAGUUUUGUCUCUACUCUUGGGUAUGGGAUAUGCAGAUCCCGACCCCAACCCUGUCCAAAAUGGCUCUCAGAAACCGGGCUACAAUACUCCAAUGCUGGCUGCGAUUGGUCGGGGGAAUGUUGCCGUGAUCAAACUGCUCCUUGAUCAACCCGGAUUCAACCCUACGCGCCGUCUGUACCGAGACCGCACCUAUUUCGAGCUGUGCAGGGAGCGCAUGGCUGAUAACUGGGAAGAAGAGUACGACCUUCUUCGAGACGCGUACGACAAUUACAUUAAAACCAAGAAGCAUCGGAGAGCCGAUCUCUCUUCACCACGACGAGCACGUGAGAAGGAGAAGGACAACAAACGAACUUCCCGCAAGGAUUCUCCUUCUCCCAUUCCCCGGCUGAAGAAACGACUCGCAAGCCCUAGCGCCCGCGAGACCUCUGCCAAGGACCCAGCAGUCUCCAAAAGGGGCAUUGCCCAUCCAAAAGAUAAAUCCGGUUCUGGCAUCUCCCGUUCGAAGCCGUCGCAUAGCGGUGUUUCAGACUCUGAUGGCUCUCGGAUUGAACCUACCAGAUCGAAGGCUGUAUCGUCAUUAAAGGACGGAGACUCUGUCAGGAGCGACGAGGUCACAAAGAGGAGGCGAUUGAUUGCUGGAAGGCCUCCCCAGGAUCGGGAAAGAAAAAUUCCCAGCUUGCCGUCAUCAGAUUCCCUAUCUGGACGCGAAGAAAGUGUCAAGCCGCGAGCCGACCAUUCUUCUGAACCAGCUUCUAGAACCCAACAACUGAAACGUGGACGUAGCAGUGCUAGUCCGGAUCGACCUCGUUCUCGCGGGCCUGAGGCCGAGCGUCAUAAUCGCGACCUUCAAAAGAAAAAGAGGAGGGUUCUUUCUGAGGAAGGCGCACCGAAUAUUUCUAAUGGAGGCGUACAGAAUUCUCAGCCGAUAGGUGUUGUUGACAUCAAGUCUCCGUCUCGACAGCAGAAGGACAGUCAUUUAGAGUCGAAAAAGGAUCAGUCGCAGGAUCCACAUCUCUGGUCUAGAGGAUCUGAUCGAAAUCCGGUGAAGAAAGAGCAGGGAAAACAUGAGUCACGCGACUUAGAAGAUAUUCCCCUCGAGAAUUCGACCCAGGCGGCAGAGCCGAACGAAGAAGCGGGCCGAAAAAAGGACGUUUCGAGGCGGAAGCAACCCGCUGAGCAGACACGGGUUAAUGGUGAGAUGCCUAUUUCAGACGACCCGUCGAGCAGUAUCAGCGAGGAUCAAAAGUUAGCGGAAAAGGCCAGACAAGACCGGCUGGCUGCCAAAGAAGCACGACUCGCUGCUGAAGCAGACAAGAAGGCUCGGGCCGAGAAGGAAGAAGAAGAAGAAGAAGAAGAAGAAGAAGAGCGUGCGGCCCGAGCAGCCCAGGAGAAGGCUGCAGAAGAAGAGCGCAAGCGAAAGGAGGCUGAGCAACGACGCAUCAAGCAGGCAGAGGAGGAACGACAGAAGCGGCUUGAACAAGAACGCCAGCGUCUCGCGAAAUUACGCAGGGAACAGGAGGAGCAAGAGCAACGGCGGCGGGAUGCACUCCCGAGCCGACUUCGUAUUGCCGCUAACCUCGUAGGAUCUAAUGAUCCCCAGGCACGAAGUCACUGGUGGCUUAGGAAAUUUAUGCCGGUGGUGACGGCCGAAACCAAGCAGCUGGACCCUAACUGCCACACGGAUGUUGCGAAAGAGAAAUGGGUUCCUAAUUACCUGGUUGCCCCUCUUCUAGCGACCAAUGACCUUCAACUUGCUCAGUAUGCGAGCUGGGAGAAGCGCCAUGCAACACCUACGCAACGCAUGAACCUCUGGCGUGUUACCCGGCGAAUGCUUGUGCAGGCGGAUGAUAUUGAAUUCCUGGCGUCGUCAUUUGGGCAGGUCAUGCAGAAGGAUAGCGAAACACGGAGCAAAUAUUUCGACAUGGAGCAUGUCUUUUGGGUUAAGCUUUCCGACUUUAUGGACCUCGUUCCUCAUAUUCCUCACCUUCAUGGGCUGGACAUUCGGUUCUUGAAAAUGCAUAUUGACCAAGAACCGGUGCCAACUGCGUUCGAGUUGCCGCAAGCAAAUGGGCACAUCUCUGGACCUCCGCAUAUUGAUAACACUGGGCUUUUCGCAGAAGGCCUUACUAAUGGCUAUGGACAUAGCCGACCGAGUACAUAUGUUUGA
Molecule: messenger RNA, 4110 nt
Organism: Aspergillus ochraceoroseus IBT 24754
Lineage: Eukaryota; Fungi; Ascomycota; Eurotiomycetes; Eurotiales; Aspergillaceae
Product: putative histone deacetylase complex subunit (Hos4)
Exons: 4
Coding region: 1-4110 (1369 amino acids)
Molecular function (GO): protein binding
Source: RefSeq, a predicted model, not a curated record